UAUUUAUAAAUAUAUAUAUUCACAUAAUUAGUAAAUAAUUAUUCAACGUGUGGCGUUUAAGCAGCGUUAGCGGCUUAAUAACAUUUAGUUAGCAUGGAGUGCUGUUUAUCAGAAGAGGCAAAGGAACAGAAGCGUAUCAAUCAGGAAAUUGAACGACAGCUGCGUCGUGAUAAACGAGAUGCGCGAAGAGAAUUGAAAUUACUGCUAUUAGGUACUGGUGAAUCCGGUAAAUCCACAUUCAUCAAACAGAUGCGUAUUAUUCACGGCAGCGGUUAUUCAGACGAUGAUAAACGUGGCUAUAUUAAAUUAGUGUUUCAAAAUAUAUUCAUGGCAAUGCAGUCGAUGAUUAAAGCUAUGGAUAUGUUAAGUAUAUCAUAUGGUGUUGCCGAUCAUGCGGAACUUGGUGAACUUGUUAUGAGCAUUGAUUAUGAAUCAGUAACAACAUUUGAAGAUCCAUAUUUGUCAGCCAUUAAAACAUUAUGGGCCGAUGCUGGCAUUCAAGAAUGCUACGAUCGACGAAGAGAAUAUCAAUUAACAGAUUCAGCUAAAUAUUAUAUAAGUGAUAUACCACGUAUUGAACAACCAGACUAUUUGCCAACUGAACAAGAUAUUUUACGUGCUCGUGUACCGACUACAGGUAUCUUGGAAUAUCCAUUCGAUUUGGAUGGCAUUGUAUUUAGAAUGGUAGACGUAGGCGGUCAGCGUUCGGAGAGAAGAAAAUGGAUUCAUUGUUUUGAAAAUGUAACAUCAAUCAUAUUUUUAGUGGCCCUUUCGGAAUAUGAUCAAAUUUUAUUCGAAUCUGAUAAUGAGAAUCGUAUGGAAGAAUCAAAAGCUUUAUUUAGAACUAUUAUUACGUAUCCUUGGUUCCAGAAUUCAUCAGUAAUUCUUUUCUUAAAUAAGAAAGACUUGUUAGAAGAAAAAAUUAUGUAUUCGCAUUUGGUAGAUUAUUUUCCUGAAUAUGAUGGUCCACAAAGAGAUGCCAUAGCCGCCCGUGAAUUUAUAUUACGUAUGUUUGUGGACUUAAAUCCAGAUUCGGAGAAAAUUAUAUAUUCUCAUUUUACAUGUGCUACAGAUACGGAAAAUAUACGAUUUGUGUUUGCAGCUGUUAAGGAUACAAUUCUUCAAUCAAAUCUAAAGGAAUAUAAUUUAGUCUAAAACGGGUCAUUAUUUAGACACAGCAACCACACAACAACAACAACA
This is a messenger RNA of Musca vetustissima, 1200 nucleotides long. RefSeq names its product G protein alpha q subunit. Gene Ontology annotation, biological process: phospholipase C-activating dopamine receptor signaling pathway; adenylate cyclase-modulating G protein-coupled receptor signaling pathway. NCBI's taxonomy places the organism in Eukaryota, Metazoa, Arthropoda, Insecta, Diptera, Muscidae. Gene Ontology annotation, cellular component: heterotrimeric G-protein complex. The transcript is spliced from 8 exons. The record is from RefSeq and is a predicted model, not a curated record. Gene Ontology annotation, molecular function: guanyl nucleotide binding; GTPase activity; G protein-coupled receptor binding. Bases 94 to 1155 code for a protein of 353 amino acids.